Molecule: messenger RNA, 1332 nt
Organism: Salvia hispanica
Lineage: Eukaryota; Viridiplantae; Streptophyta; Magnoliopsida; Lamiales; Lamiaceae
Product: phenylpyruvate reductase-like
Cellular component (GO): cytosol
Molecular function (GO): hydroxypyruvate reductase [NAD(P)H] activity; NAD binding; glyoxylate reductase (NADPH) activity
Source: RefSeq, a predicted model, not a curated record
AAAUUACAUUAUCGGAUUUUUCCAAGUGAGUAAAUUACUACUACUAUCUGUAUACCGAUGGGCUCCGGCGAUGAGCAGUUGCCGGAAAUCGUAGUCCUGGGCCCGCCGGUCGUUUUCGCAUUAUACGACCAACAAUUCAGCUCCAGAUUCCGAUUUUUAAGGCCAUGGGAAUCCGAGGAACCAUUGCCACAAUUCCUAGCUUCCCGGGCCCGCAGCACUCAGGCCGCCAUAUGCAGCGGCGAUUUCUCCUUAUCCGCCGCCGUUCUCGCCAAUUUACCCUCGCUGCGCCUUGUCGUCACUUCCAGCGCCGGCCUCAACCACAUAGAUCUUACUGAGUGCCGCCGCCGUGGCAUCGCCGUCGCCUACGCCGGCAAUUUCUUCUCCCCCGACGUGGCUGAUCUCGCGGUAGGGCUGCUCAUCGAUGUCCUUCGGAAAGUGAGCGCCGGAAAUCGCUUCGUCAAAAAUGGCCUUUGGCCUAACAAACCAGACUUCCCUCUCGGAUUCAAGUUGGGAGGCAAGCGAGUCGGAAUCGUGGGGUUAGGAAGCAUAGGUUUCGAGGUAGCAAAGAGGCUCAAAGCAUUCGGGUGUGGCAUAUCCUACUACUCGAGGAAGAAGAAGCCGUUUGUGUCAUACACAUCUUAUUCCACCAUCCACGAACUAGCAUCAAACUGCAACGUUCUUGUCCUGUGCUGCUCAUUGACCGAGCAAACGCACCACUUGGUCAACCGGGAGGUCAUGCUGGCACUGGGUAAGGACGGGGUUAUUGUAAACAUUGCACGAGGUGCUGUCAUUGAUGAGAAGGAGCUGGUGGCUUGCCUGCUCCGGGGAGAGAUUGCUGGUGCUGGCCUGGAUGUGUUUGAGCACGAACCUCGUCCUUCUCCGGAGCUUUACCAGCUCAACAAUGUUGUGCUGUCGCCUCACAAUGCUGUGCUCACUGAGGAGUCGAUGGAAGGAUUGUACCAACUCAUUUGUGGGAAUUUGGAUGCCUUCUUCACAGGUAAGCCUUUGCUUUCGCAGAUUCCGGAUGAGUAGCUUAGUCUGCGGGAUGUAUCGAGCAUCCGUCGUCAUGACCAUCACAAGAUGAAGUUUGGUUGGAUAGUUCUCCUUACUUCUCAAAUUGGAUGUCAUGAUUUUCCCAGUUGUUUCGAGUAGAUUGCUGCAAAAGUUUGCAGCCAAAUGAAAUUUUAGUAUACAGUUUAGUGAAUUUGGUUGGAUGGAUUAUAUCGUUGUUAUUAUCUGUGUUUAAAUGAAGGUGUUAUGUAAAUGAGAGAGUUAUAAACAACUUAAAACCUAUGACAAAUCACAUAAUUCAGUACGACUAAUAUUUGAUUU